CACCCCAGUCCCGCCCCUCCCGCGCCCCCACACCCCUGCACCCCGGCAUCUCAGCCCCGCCCGGCAUCCCGGCCCCGCCCUACGUCUCGUCCCCGCCCUGCAUCCCGGCCCAGCCCGCAGCGCAGGGAGCGGUCUGCAGAGGCCGGGGUGCGCCGGCCACGAACCCCCAGGCGCCAGUGGCUGCCGCGGCCCGAGCAGCGCGGCGGGCAAACAUGGCCGCACUGACGACGGUUGUGGUAGCGGCUGCGGCCACCGCGGUAGCCGGGGCUGUGGCAGGGGCGGGCGCGGCCACCGGGACCGGCGUGGGAGCAACGCCGGCGCCUCCACAGAGUGAUGGCUGUUUUAGUACCUCAGGUGGAAUUCGUCCUUUUCAUCUUCAAAACUGGAAGCAGAAAGUUAAUCAGACUAAGAAAGCAGAAUUCAUACGCACAGCAGAAAAAUUUAAGAAUCAAGUAAUUAACAUGGAAAAAGAUAAACACAGUCAUUUCUACAACCAAAAAAGUGACUUCCGAAUUGAGCAUAGUAUGCUAGAAGAAUUGGAAAAUAAAUUAAUUAACAGCAGGAAAACAGAAAGAGCAAAAAUCCAGCAACAAUUGGCCAAAAUACAUAACAAUGUAAAGAAACUGCAGCAUCAGUUAAAAGAUGUGAAGCCUACACCUGAUUUUGUUGAGAAGCUCAGAGAAAUGAUGGAAGAAAUUGAAAAUGCAAUUAACACUUUUAAAGAAGAGCAGAGGUUGAUAUAUGAAGAGCUAAUUAAAGAAGAGAAGACAACUAAUAAUGAGUUGAGUGCCAUAUCAAGAAAAAUUGACACAUGGGCUUUGGGUAAUUCAGAAACAGAGAAAGCUUUCAGAGCAAUCUCAAGCAAAGUUCCUGUAGACAAAGUAACACCAAGUACUCUUCCAGAAGAGGUACUAGAUUUUGAAAAAUUCCUUCAGCAAACAGGAGGGCGACAAGGUGGCUGGGAUGAUUAUGAUCACCAGAACUUUGUGAAGGUGAGAAACAAACAUAAAGGGAAGCCAACAUUUAUGGAAGAAGUUCUAGAACACCUUCCUGGAAAAACACAAGAUGAAGUUCAACAGCAUGAGAAAUGGUAUCAAAAGUUUCUGGCUCUAGAAGAAAGAAAAAAAGAGUCAAUUCAGAGUUGGAAAACUAAAAAGCAGCAAAAAAGGGAGGAAAUUUUCAAGUUAAAGGAAAAGGCAAACAACACACCUAUGCUUUUUCAUAAUAAACAAGAAGAUAAUCAAAAGCAAAAAGAAGAACAAAGAAAGAAACAGAAAUUGGCAGUUGAAGCUUGGAAGAAACAGAAAAGUAUAGAAAUGUCAAUGAAAUAUGCUUCCCACUUAAAAGAAGAGGAAGAGAAAGAGAAAAAACGUCAGAAAGAACGCCAGCGCCAGUUUAAGUUAAAAUUACUACUAGAAAGUUAUACCCAGCAGAAGAAAGAACAGGAAGAAUUUUUGAGGCUUGAAAAGGAGAUAAGGGAAAAGGCAGAAAAGGCAGAAAAAAGGAAAACUGCUGCUGAUGAAAUUUCCAGAUUUCAAGAAAGAGAUUUACAUAAACUUGAAUUGAAAAUUCUAGAUAGACAGGCAAAGGAAGAUGAAAAGGCACAAAAACAAAGAAGACUGGCAAAAGUAAAAGAAAAGGUUGAAAACAAUGUUAGUAGAGAUCCCUCUAGGCUUUACAAACCCACGAAAGGUUGGGAGGAACGAACCAAAAAGAUAGGACCAACAGGCUCUGGGCCACUUCUACUUAUCCCACAUAGGGCUAUUCCAACCUGGAGACAAGGAAUACAGAGAAGAGUAUGAGAUAAUGAAAUUGCUAUUCUGUUGAUAAGAAUGUUAACAUACUAAGUUAUACCAGGGAGAAAGUGUGACUAACCGUGUUCUUUAAAUAUAUAUAGCCUAGUCAGAUUGAUUAUUGUGCUAUAUUGUGAAUUGAGAGGUAUUAAGCUUCAUGAGGCUUUGUCAUUAGUAUUCCUGCUUCUGCCACGAAGGUAUUUAAUAUAUGUGUUGGCCUAAUAUUGAUGUAAAAGUUAUUUAAUUAAGUUAAUGUUACAAACAUUAUUUAAUUUAAAUACUCAAAACAUUUCAAAGAGAUUUUGUUUUUGUCAUAGCAUAGCAAAAUAAAUUGGAACAAUCAUACAAUGACAUUUUUUAAACCAAAAUUUUGUAACUUUUGUAACUUGGAGUUAAGUUAGCUUGAGUAACAAAAAGGUAAAGUGGUUUUUGUUUAGAGUUCUGAAAUGUUAGUACUUUUUCUCUGUUUAACAAAUUGGCAGUUUGUCAGUUAUGACAUUUUUGUGUAAUAAAUAUUUUGUAUUUGAAGCAUGCUUUGUUUUGUAUAGAGAAUAUUUAUUUUAAAAAUGUCUCUCAUAUACCCUAUUAAUUGUAUUAUUGAUAUAAUCUUUUUGGUUUCCUUCAGCAAUCCCAAAUUUUCCUUCAGCCCUUCUGGAUUGCACACAUUUAUAAAAUCUUCGUGUCUUUCACAUC
Molecule: messenger RNA, 2486 nt
Organism: Rhinopithecus roxellana (golden snub-nosed monkey)
Lineage: Eukaryota; Metazoa; Chordata; Mammalia; Primates; Cercopithecidae
Gene: CCDC112
Product: coiled-coil domain containing 112
Exons: 10
Coding region: 213-1802 (529 amino acids)
Source: RefSeq, a predicted model, not a curated record